AUGACAGACAGAGAAAAUUUCCAGGCGGUCCUUCUCUCCAUAUUGACCGAUCUGGAGCAAGAUCUCACUCGGAAAGGAACGCCUAAGGCCCUCACAGAUCACUUCCUAACCUGUCUGCACACCAACGUUCAAGGAGGAAAACUUAAUCGCGGCCUUAUCGUCCUCAGCACCGGCCAUGUGCUGCUAACGCGUCCCUUGACCUCGACCGAAAUUCGGCACCUCAGUAUUCUCGGUUGGCUUACCGAGUUCUUUCAGGCCGCGUACCUGAUCUGGGACGAUAUCAUGGACGCCUCUGAGUACCGACGGGGCCAGCCUUGCUGGUACCGCCGGAAUGGUAUCGGGCUCAGUGCCGUCAACGACGCGUGUCUGGUCAAGUCAUCCAUCAUGGUACUCCUACGGCAGUACUUUGGCGAUCAUCCAAGCUACGAUCAGCUGACGGAGCUAUUUGAUGAGGCUGCGUUCCGAACGGAGCUGGGCCAACUCGCUGAUAUGACGACUAGCAGUGAAUGCAGUCUUGCUGAGAUGACGAUGGAGCGGUAUGCUUUCACAGCAGAGAACAAGACUGCAUUCUACAGCUUCUACCUCCCCGUCGCGCUGGCUCUGGAAUAUUUCCAGCGCGCGACUGAGCAGAAUCUGACAAUUGCGCGGGGGGUUCUGCUUCGCAUGGGGUGGUAUUUCCAGAUUCAGGAUGAUUACCUUGAUGUAUUUGGGGACCCGAAAGUCACAGGCAAAAUUGGGACAGACAUCCGAGACAACAAGUGCUCGUGGAUAGCUCUGACGGCCUUUGAGCUCUGCAGCUCCGAGCAGAAGGCUAUGCUCAGUCUCUGCUACGGAAGACCGGACAAGGGGAAAGAAGCUAGAGCGAAGGAUGUUUUCUGCAAGGUAGGUAUUGAGGAUGUGUACGACAAUUUUGAGGUGACAGAGUUGGACAAUCUUAAGAAGCAGAUAGACCAAAUUGGAGGAGAGCAUGGGUCUCUUAAGGAUGUUCUCUGGUCAGUCCUAAAGAAGAUUUCACGGCGGGAUAAAUGA
Penicillium pulvis is the source of this 1029-nucleotide messenger RNA. RefSeq names its product FPP/GGPP synthase family protein. Gene Ontology annotation, cellular component: cytoplasm. The transcript has 2 exons. Bases 1 to 1029 code for a protein of 342 amino acids. The record is from RefSeq and is a predicted model, not a curated record. NCBI's taxonomy places the organism in Eukaryota, Fungi, Ascomycota, Eurotiomycetes, Eurotiales, Aspergillaceae. Gene Ontology annotation, molecular function: (2E,6E)-farnesyl diphosphate synthase activity; dimethylallyltranstransferase activity. Gene Ontology annotation, biological process: trans, trans-farnesyl diphosphate biosynthetic process.